This is a messenger RNA of Gymnodraco acuticeps, 7806 nucleotides long. Its product is annotated as kinesin-like protein KIF21A. The transcript is spliced from 36 exons. Gene Ontology annotation, molecular function: microtubule motor activity; microtubule binding; ATP binding. The record is from RefSeq and is a predicted model, not a curated record. Lineage: Eukaryota; Metazoa; Chordata; Actinopteri; Perciformes; Bathydraconidae. Gene Ontology annotation, biological process: microtubule-based movement; mitotic spindle organization. Bases 331 to 5061 code for a protein of 1576 amino acids.
CUCGAGAGUCACACGCCAAGUGGAUCCCAGCUCUUCUCUCCACACACACAUGCGCCUCUCUCUGCGGCUUAAUGACGAUGCUUCUGAAGAGGUGACCACCGCCGGACCCUGAAGCACAUUUCCCCGGCAAUGGCAAACAAAUAAACCCAGCCUGAACCAGCUGCUGCAUCUCCGAAAACAUGGCGAGGAGGAGGCGGUGAGAGCUCAAGAGAGAAGCUUUCCUUGGACGGAGGCGAGCACACGUCGCUCCCUUGUCUCGUAAGAGGAUAAAGAAAAAGGGAAAGCGAGCUAUUUAAAGGCGGACUGUUUGUAUUAUCCACCGGCCACACCAUGAGUGGAGGGCCGGAUGAGAGCUCGGUGCGCGUCGCCCUGAGGAUCCGUCCUCAGUUGGCCAAAGAGAAGAUCGAGGGCUGCCACAUCUGUACCUACGUGAUGCCCGGCGAGCCGCAGGUGUUUCUGGGUAAGGACAAGGCCUUCACCUACGACCACGUGAUGGACAUGGACUCCCAUCAGGAAAGCAUCUACACCAACUGCACCGAGAGUCUCAUCGAAGGCUGCUUUGAGGGCUACAACGCCACCAUCUUUGCAUACGGACAGACAGGGUCGGGGAAGACGUACACCAUGGGAACCGGCUUCGAUGUCAACAUCGGAGAGGACGAGCUGGGUAUCAUUCCCCGCGCCGUCAACCACCUGUUCAGAGGCAUCGAGGAGCGCAGACAGACUGCCACCGAGCAGGGCCGGCCUGUUCCCGAGUUCAAGAUCAACGCACAGUUCCUGGAGUUAUACAACGAGGAGGUGCUCGACUUGUUCGACUCGACGAGAGACAUCGAGGCCAGGAAGAUGCGAUCCACCAUCAAAAUCCACGAGGACGCCAGCGGAGGCAUCUACACCGUGGGGGUCACCACCCGCACCGUCGCCACUGCAGAGGAGAUGAUGCAGUGUCUGAAGCUGGGCGCUCUGUCUCGUACCACCGCCAGCACUCAGAUGAACUCCUCGAGUUCGCGCUCUCACGCCAUCUUCACCAUCCACCUGUGCCAAGUUCGAGUCUGCUCUCCUGACAACGACGAUAAUGAAACAGACAACCGUCUAGCCGGCGACUCGGAGAUCAAUGAGUUUGAGACGCUGUCGGCGAAGUUCCACUUUGUGGACCUGGCAGGUUCUGAGAGACUGAAGAGAACUGGAGCCACAGGAGACAGAGCUAAAGAGGGCAUCUCCAUCAACUGUGGGCUGCUUGCUUUGGGAAACGUCAUCAGUGCUCUGGGAGACAGGAGUAAGCGCUCCACCCACGUGCCGUACAGAGACUCCAAACUGACCCGGCUGUUACAGGACUCACUAGGAGGAAACAGUCAAACAGUGAUGAUCGCCUGUAUCAGCCCGUCCGAUCGGGAUUUCAUGGAGACCUUAAACACUCUGAAGUACGCCAACAGAGCCAGAAACAUCAAGAACAAAGUGAUGGUGAACCAGGACAAAGCCAGCCAGCAGAUCAGCACCCUGAGGACGGAGAUAGCCCGGCUGCAGAUGGAGCUGAUGGAGUACAGGACGGGGAAGCGUAUGGUGGGUGAAGAUGGCAUAGAGGGCGUCAACGACUUGGUCCACGAGAACUCCAUGCUGCAAACGGAGAACAACAACCUGAGGGUGAGAGUGAAGGCCAUGCAGGAGACCAUCGACGCCCAGAGAGCCAGACUCACUCGCAUCCUCAGUGACCAGGCCAACCAGGUCCUGGCUCGAGCAGGUGAAGGCAGCGAAGAGAUUGCGAACAUGAUUGAAAACUACAUUAAAGAAAUCGAGGAGCUCAGAGCAAAACUCCUUGAAAGCGAGGCAGUGAACGAGAACCUCAGGAAGAGUCUUGCUCGGGCCUCCACGCGCUCCUCGCUGUACACCGGCCCCGCCAGCUCCUUCUCCACCGAGAAGGAGGCCAGCGACGUCAUCGAGAUGGCCAAGAAAAGCCUGGAGAGACUCAAGAAGAAGGAGAAGAAGAAGAAGAAGAGACUGAGGCGAUGUGAGGAGAAUCACCAGCAAGCGGUUGAACACACCAGUGUCAUCAAAGAGGAAGUGCCGGACAACGACCACGAGCGAGGCAACGACGAGGCAGAGGAGGGCAGUGACCAUGAAGAAGGCGAGGAUCCAGAUGGAGAAGAGGAGGACUUUGAAAUGGCGGGAGAAGAAACGUCUGACGAGUCUGACUCCGAAGACCAGGAGGAGAAAGAAAACGUCCAGGCAGACCUGGCCAACAUCACCUGCGAGAUCGCCAUCAAGCAGAAGCUGAUCGACGAGCUGGAGAACAGCCAGCGGCGUCUGCACACUCUCAAGCAGCAGUACGAACAGAAGCUGACUAUGCUGCAGAACAAGAUCAUCGACACACAGCUGGAGAGGGACAAGGUGCUGCAUAACAUGGGCUCAGUGGGGUCGGGUACGGAUGAGAAAGCCAAGAAGAUAAAAACGGAGUACGAGAAGAAGCUGAGCUCCAUGAACAAGGAGCUGCAGAAGCUGCAGUCGGCUCAGAAGGAGCACGCCCGCCUGCUGAAGAACCAGACGCAGUACGAGAGGCAGCUCAGGAAGCUCCAGCUGGAUGUGACCGAGAUGAAGAAGACCAAGGUGGUGCUGAUGCGUCAGAUGAAGGAGCAGCAGGAAAGAAACAGAGCCACAGAGUGCAAGAGGAACAGGGAGAUCGCCUCUCUGAAGAAAGACCACCGCAGAGCCGAGUGCCAACUGAAGCAGAUGGAGACCCAUAAAAGACAACAGGAGAUGAUUCUUCGCAGAAAGAACGAAGAGGUGACAGCUCUCAGGCGGCAGGUGAGGCCCCUGUCUGGGAAAGUGAGCCGAAAGGUGACACCUGAACCUCUGCAGGAGUCUCAUAGAGCAUCCCCAGGAAGGAUGCUUACAUCUGGAGCGUCCCAAGCUAAUGGAGCAAGGAGCUCCCCAGUGCGGAUGGGGAGUAUCUACCUCAACAGGACGGCCAGGACCAAAUGGCAGUCACUGGAGAGACGAGUCACUGACAUCAUCAUGCAGAGGAUGACCAUCUCUAACAUGGAGAGUGAAAUGAACAGACUGCUGAAGCAACGGGAGGAGCUCACCAGGCGACGGGAGCGAGUGUCCAGAAAAAGAGAAAAGAUUGCGGUGGAUGGUGCAGACGCCGACCGCUCCCUGGCCUCUCUGAACGAGGAGCUGGAGUCUCUGAGCGCCAACAUCGACUACAUCAACGACAGCAUCGCAGAAUGCCAGGCCAACAUCAUGCAGAUGGAGGAGGCCAAGGAGGAAGGAGACACAGGGGAUGUGGUCGCUGUGAUCAGCUCCUGUAAUUUAUCAGAGUCCCGCUUCCUUCUGGAUCAUUUCAUGACCAUGGCCAUCAAUAAGGGUCUGCAGGCGGCUCAAAAGGACUCCCAGCUGAAGGUGAUGGAGGGCAGGUUGAAGCAGACAGAGAUCAACAGCGCCACCCAGAACCAGCUGCUGUUCCACAUGUUGAAGGAGAAGGCGGAGAUCAACCCGGAGCUGGACGCCCUGCUGGGCAGCGCUCUGCAAGAGAACGGAGAUGACAGCAGUAGUGACGAGUCAACCCAGAGUCCAGCUGCAGAGGGCAGCACACUGGCAUCGGAUCUAUUGAAGUUAUGUGGUGAAUCCAGACCCAGAGGCAAGGCUCGCAGACGGACCACCACCCAGAUGGAGCUGCUGUACGCCGGCAGCGGGGACUGUGACUCCCCCACCGGAGACUUCCCCCUGCUGCCCCUCUCAGAGCGCCUGGAAGGGUCUGCGGACAUGCAGGGUCACACUCUCAGUCAAACCCCUGACUGCGAGCAAGCUGUUCCUCCAUCUGCACCGUCGGCCCGACCAGCUGGCAUUUCUGGAGCCAGGUCACCUACAGGGACAGAGAGGAGGCCGGUGGAGCGUUCGCCCCUCAGCCGGAGGAAGGGGCAAGAGAAGGGCGCCACGGCAACGCACAUCCCAGGACCCAUACACACACAUCCGCCUAGCACAGCAGAGGCUAAAACUAAAGGCAGUGACCACAAAGCACUGUUGGAGGACUCACCUGUAUAUGAAGGCCAUAGAGGUGUGAUAAACCCUGUGACGGCCCAGAAGAACAGCCGCGGGGCCAAACUGCAGUGUAUGUACGUAGCAGAGGGCCACACCAAACCUGUUCUCUGUGUAGACGCAACAGAUGAUCUGCUCUUCACAGGAUCCAAAGACCGUACGUGUAAAGUGUGGAACUUGGUGACGGGUCAGGAGAUCAUGUCCCUCGCAGAUCAUCCCAGCAGCGUCGUCUCAGUCAGGUACACUUCUAGUCUCGUCUUCACUGUAUCCACUGCUUACAUCAAAGUGUGGGACAUACGAGACUCCGCCAAGUGUAUCCGCACACUGACGUCAUCAGGACAGGUGGGUUCAGGAGACAUCUGUUCGUCCGUCAGGAGUUUAUCCAUCCCACCAGGAGAGAGUCAGAUCAACCAGAUCGCUCUCAACCCUUCAGGCACCUUCCUUUAUGCCGCCGCUGGCAACGCUGUGCGCAUGUGGGACCUCCGAAAGUUUGCGUCCACAGGGAAGCUGACUGGCCAUCUGGGACCUGUCAUGUGUCUGACUGUCGACAAAUUAGGCAACGGACAGGAUGUGGUCCUCACUGGAUCCAAAGACCAUCAUAUUAAAAUGUUUGAGGUGGCAGAAGGCGCUCAGGGCAGCAUCAGCUCCAGCCAAUCAUUCGAUCCCGCUCAUCAGGACGGGGUGGAGUCUCUCGUGGUGCACAGGGACGUUUUCUACAGCGGCUCCAGAGAUUUCUACAUCAAGAAGUGGGACUUAGCCAGUAAACGGCUGCUACAGCAGUCAGUCAGUGCGCAGGCAGACUGGGUCAGCGCUCUGGGCAUGGUGCCAGGCUCUCCGGUGCUCCUCAGCGGAUGCAGAGGAGGGCUGCUACGCCUCUGGCACGCCGACUCACUCGCGCCCCUCGGCGAGGUCCGGGGACACGACAGUCCCAUCAACGGCCUGGCCACAAACAGCAGCCAACUGUUCACUGCCUCAGAUGAUCGCACAGUAAAGAUUUGGGAAGCCAAAGGAUCUCUGGAGGAAGGAGUCCACUGACCCCUGCUUCCAAAUCAUCACAGAACGUACCUGAAAUCAAGGAUGAUCUGCAGGCCUUUAUCCAAUCAAAAUGAAUCCUUUGUGAAACAGCUACACCACCCAUGACUUGAUGAAGUGUUGGAAAAGGAAACCAAAAUACUAAUAAUUCCCGAAAGUGUGAAAGUAUUUUAACAACACUGGUAUUUCAGUGAUGCCCCACAUGGAACAGUAUCAGGGAAGUCUAAUUAGAUAUGACGGCUCUCAGUCUUAAAAGCUGAGUGUAUCUACUAAUAUUUUAGGUCAAGACAAAUCACAGGGGAGCCCCUCUAAAACUCCAAGGACUACAGAACAGCUGAGAUGGACAGCAUCUUUCAUAGCUGCAACAAAACACAAUUAAUAUCGACUUUUUGUGUCAAUCGAUCCAGGAGUCGCUCCUGUGCUUUCAACAUUCCUCUUCUCCGUUCAGCGCUAGACAACAUGGAUACCUUCUAAGCAUAUUUCACUGUAGCUGGAAAGGCAAAAAACGUGUCUUGGUGAAAUGCUUUGCUUCCUUGCACCAAUUGUUGGUUGCUAAAAGAGUCCCAAAACAUGAAGAUGUCCUGCUCACCAGCAAUAACUGUGAGUCUAUCCUAAGUGUUUCCAUGAUGCGUGAUGUGUUGUGUCUUCCUGUAUUGCUCUCCAGUUCGUUCUUGGUUUGUGUGCUCUCCGUAAGCAAGGACCAAAUAACUAUUGAAGUGGAGUAUGGUCUUAUUAUUCAGCUGUUACUGCCAACCCUCUCAUGAGAGGCCUCUAAAUAAAACAUAUCCUGCUCCUUUGACAGGGUCUGACAAAAAAAUGUGUUCAAUAGUAUUCAUCAUAUCAACUGCUGACUGAUGUUAUGUUUAUUUAAAUAUGUGUAUCAUGGCUCAUCACUGAUAUUAUAGCCUAUUGCCUUACAAAACCCAAACGCAGUAACUGCAAACUAAAUAUUUUUGCUUUAGCUUCCUUGUCUAUUUUAACUGAUGAACUAGUCUAAUGAACUCUUGUAUGAUUUAAUACAUUUAAAAGUGUAAUUUAAAGUGGCUUGACUACAACAAAUCAUGAAGAUUCAGUAGCGACAACAGAUACUGCUGGUCUGGCAACCCAGUCUCACGGCAUUUCGUGUUCACCAACACGAUUUUUAAUCUAUUGAUUCGUGUUCACCAACACGAUUUCCCCCUUUUUUUCGUGUUGCACAGCACGAUUUUAAAAGCAAUGUAUUUCUACUGGUAAUGACGCUCAUGGAAGCACGGCAUUCGUUUGUGUCGGCUGCCCUUAAAGGCAAUGUGAGCGUCCAUUCUCAUUGGAUAACGGAGAAUUGUGCACCCGGAAGUAAGUAUUCCCCUUACUGUCGAUUGACAGGAAACAGAAAAGACAAGUUAGCUCUCACUAGCUAGGCUAACUAGCUAGCCUUAACAAGGGGUUUUUACUUCCCAGUUUUUUAGGAUUUGUAAAUUCUGUGGCAUAAUGAUUUUGUAGCUGCUAAAUCAGAUGUCAAAAGUAACAUUGAUCAGUCAAUUUAUAAAAAACAUAGAAGAUUAGUUGCUGCGUUUUGGCUUUGUAUGGCAGCAUAGCUUUUCAAGCAAAACUAUUACCCUAAAUAUCAACCCUUAUCUGUGAAUCAGUGUUAAAACCCAGGCAGAGUAGCUGUUACAUCUGGAUUAAAAUGACCUCAAUGUUUUUCCGAAUGGCUUCAAUAUUUCAGUCUGAUUUAUUCACAAGUAGCAGAUGGGUUUCUGCUUUCAGUAUUCUCUGGGUGAUAGACAGUUUCCUUUAAGCAUUUAGUUUCCUUCGCUGAAUCCUUUUUACUUUCCUGUCAGCAUGCUCCUGUCUGGCAAGGAAACUUCACUUCCAGGGUUUUGAUUCUUCCCAUUGAGAUUUACUUUCCCGAACCUAAGUAGCUGUGCAAGUAUGGCUCUGGUAGCAAGUGCUUUAGUAAACUUUUGCUGGAUUCUUAGCUAUUUUAUGACAAGAGAGGCUGUUUGUUAUAUCAUGAAAGCACCUUCAAUUCCUGAUCAUGGGACGUGAGAUUUAUUUUGUGAAAGCAUCUACCCCUGAAAGAUGUGUGUAUGUUUGUGAUUUCAGUCCAAAUGAUGCGAAACACUCAUCUCAUUUCUCAGUCCUGUUCAUCUCAACUCAGUGUUUUCACAAAUGUUUCAAUACUCAUAUCAGAUAUCAUCCAAUCUUUUAAAUGUGAGUCUUAAUUUAUUUAUUCGUUUGAUCGAUUUUGCUGAUGUGUCUUCUUUGUAAAUCUGAGAUUUUGAACUCAUUCCUUCCUCUGAUAUCCUAUCAUUGUUUAAGAUGAACUGCGUGAAAUAUACAAGAUGGAUUUCUGCAUAAUGAGAGAUGAAUUAUCAGUGCCUGUAAUAAAUUCAACUUUGGAAAGUGACUGGAUUGAUUGGAUAUUCGAGGUAUGUUAGUGAUGCUCUAGUCAAUAGGACAACAAAUAAUUGCACUGAAAAAUCUAAUUAUUCCCCAUUGCCUCAUAGCAAGUGAAUAGAUCAAUGACUGAAACUGGUUUUCACUUUUGACUUGAAUUGCUUAAUGAAUGAUUUGAGUGUUUCUAAUUCCUAAUGAAUCUUCUUCAAAUCGUGAUUAUCCUUCAAAAUGUUACUGUAAAUCUGUUCUGUAAAUACGUGUUUUCUCCCUGCUGAUUCCCGUGCACAAUUUCAUGUGAUUGAAAUAUCUGGUGCAGUGUGAAAAUACAUUUUCAAAUAAAAAAAUGUUGUUUUUUUUUUUUUAACCAUG